AUGUCGACUUGGGCAGUGAACGAGGGGAUCCUGUUCGCCGGCCUCUUGGUCGCAGCCGUUCUUUUCGGUAUGACCGCCAUCCAGGCAUCGACGUUCCUCCUUGUACAUCGCAAAGAUCCAGCUGGACAUAAAGCCGUGUACAGGGUGCUAGAUUUGGCCCAUCUUGCGUUCCUCGCGAAUUCGUUUUUCAACUACGUCGUCCUGCAGCCUCCCGACGGUGACGGACCCCGUUUGAUUUGGUCUUGCAAGGCGUUCUUUGCUUUACAGACCCUCACAAUUGGGAUUGUUCACUGCUUGUACGCCCUACGGGUAUGGAAACUUUCAAAACGUGAACAUUUCCUCGUCAAGACCGUGCCGUUCUUGUUGGCAAUCCUCAUUGGAGUUUCGUUUGCCCUAGGCGCAGUGGCCUCGUCAAAAUUGGGCCCGUGGGCAAGCAUCAAGGCUGGAUUCGAGCAUAUCAUGCUCUGGAACCGUCUCAACUUAGGUCUCUCCUUUGCAGUGGAUCUCUGCGUGGCGAUCAUCCUAGCGGCGUCCCUCCAUCGUCGGACCUCGGUUUCAUGGGCUACCUCCUCUAACAUUCUAUUCGUCGCAUAUGCCAUGAACACGGGCAUGAUCCCAGUCUUCCUAUCGGCCGCUGCUUUCAUCGCGGUCUCCAUCGAACCGGCCUCUUUCCUCUUUCUAGCCUUCCGUGUCGUACUGAUGACAGUUCACGUUAAUUCCCUGAUCGCAAUGUUCAACGCCCGAUUCUACUUCAACGCCAACAAAAGGCCGUCCACCACCGUUGUGCUGCAAGCCCACGAAGCAUCCAUCAACAUAAACAAAUUGGGGGAACGCCCGGCGGAGGCAGGCCAACCAUCAACGAUGCCGGAUUACCUCUUUUCUCCAGAGAUUCACUGGACACCGAAGCAAGCCACCCUUCUGUCGUCGAGGUAA
Molecule: messenger RNA, 933 nt
Organism: Pleurotus ostreatus (oyster mushroom)
Lineage: Eukaryota; Fungi; Basidiomycota; Agaricomycetes; Agaricales; Pleurotaceae
Exons: 19
Coding region: 1-933 (310 amino acids)
Source: RefSeq, a predicted model, not a curated record